Podarcis muralis (Common wall lizard) is the source of this 2025-nucleotide messenger RNA. NCBI's taxonomy places the organism in Eukaryota, Metazoa, Chordata, Lepidosauria, Squamata, Lacertidae. The record is from RefSeq and is a predicted model, not a curated record.
CCUCCCCUUUGGUUGGCAGGUCCCCCCCCCAUGAAGUCUUUUAUUUCCUGGGAACCAGCAAUUAAGAAGAUCAGGGCUUUAGAAGGAAAAGAGAGAGGGAGAGAGAGGGAGAGAGAGAAAGAAAGCUUUAUCACAUGCAUGCUGUCCAACUUGCUGCAUGUCGCAGAGAAAGAUCUCAAGAACUUUUAAAACCAUUUCUGCUGUGAAGAAUUCCAGCUCCUGCUUUGCUCAUGUCCUUUGUGUGUCCCGGAAUUUGUAGUGGGAGAGAAGAAAGACCAGACUUGAAGGUGGAGGAGUAAACAAGGAAAGACCAAGUGAGAGGGUGAUACUGACCACACAGGCAAAACAAAGAACUGUUCUCCCCACCCCUUCGGUCUUUCUUGUCUCCUCUUUCUACCUCCAGAUAUAAGAUCUACCUCACUGCAUCGUGUCUCAGACUGGGGUUUCGCUCGAGAUUCUUCCACUUGAAGGCUAGGAGAAGAGUUACAUAUUUGUUUCUGAGUUCACCCCCAGAAAAGAACUACCAGGGACUGGAGGUCGCUACUGCCAAGAUUGAUAGAAAGGGAAAAUUCAGAUGGAGAAUUCAUCCAAAGAAAACACUCAGCUUUUUUCAAAAAACACAAUCCUGCCCAUUGACAGGUCUUCUUCAAGAUCAGAAUCCUCAGCUUCGAAGGAGAAAGGAACAAUCUGUGGAGGAAUGAAGAUUUUUCUUGCUGCAUUAUCGUUUGUUUACUUUGCGAAAGCUCUGUCGGGAAGUUACCUGAAAAGUACCAUCACCCAAAUAGAAAAAAGAUUUGAUAUCCCUUCGUCCCUGGUUGGCCUGAUAGAUGGCAGCUUUGAAAUUGGGAACCUUUUAAUAAUAAUCCUGGUCAGCUACUUCGGAGCCAAACUUCAUAGGCCAAAGAUCAUCGGAGCCGGUUGCCUGAUCAUGUCAUUCGGAACAUUUUUGAUAGCCAUGCCGCAGUUCUUUAUGGGACACUAUAGGUAUGAGAUAUUUUCUUCCUCCUCCAAUUCAACUGUCAGCAUCUCCCCGUGUCUCCAGGAUCAGAACCAGCUGCCUGUCUCAGUCUUGGAAAGAGCUCAGGCGCAAAUCCAUGCAGGGUGUGAAAAGGAAGCUGGAAUUUCCAUGUGGAUUUACGUUUUGCUGGGAAAUCUGCUACGUGGAAUUGGGGAAACCCCGAUCCAGCCUUUGGGGAUUGCGUACAUUGAUGACCACGCCACAGAAGAGAGCGCAGCCUUUUACAUUGGGUGUGUGCAGACGGUUGCAAUAAUAGGCCCCAUCUUUGGCUUCCUCCUGGGAUCCUUAUGUGCCACACUGUAUGUUGACAUCGGCUUUGUAGACAUGGACAGCAUAAGCAUAACUCACAAGGACUCCCAAUGGGUAGGAGCUUGGUGGCUUGGCUAUUUAAUAGCCGGGGUGGUCAGCAUCCUUGCCGCUAUCCCUUUCUGGUUCUUACCGAAACAUCUUCCAAGACCAGACACCCGAAAGGAUUCCAGCACUUCCUCUGAGCAGUCCAAGUUCAUCAACGAAGAUAACAGAGAACACCGCAUCACCUACCAAGAGCAAGUGAAGUUUCUCGAGAUGGCUAGAGAUUUCCUGCCGUCACUGAAAAGCCUCUUUGGGAAUCCAGUGUAUUUUUUAUACCUCUGCUCCAGCAUCACCCAGUUCAAUUCUCUCAUUGGUAUGGUGACUUACAAAGCAAAAUACAUUGAGCAGCAAUUUGGGCAAUCAUCUUCGAAGACCAAUUUUGUCAUAGGUCUCAUCAAUAUCCCUGCUGUGGCUUUGGGGAUAUUCUCCGGAGGGCUGAUCAUGAAGAAAUUCAGGCUGAACGUUUUGGGGGCGGCCAAGUUGUCCCUGGGAUCCUCUUUCUUUGGCUACCUCCUCCUGCUGCUGCUCUUUGCCAUUGGCUGCAAGAAUGUUGAUGUGGCAGGCCUGACCGUCUCCUACAAAGGGUAUGUUCAACUGGCCUGGGGCUGGGCUGGGGAGUGGCUUUGGUGAAAUGCUGUUCGAAAUGGACUUGCAAG